Molecule: messenger RNA, 852 nt
Organism: Coccidioides posadasii C735 delta SOWgp
Lineage: Eukaryota; Fungi; Ascomycota; Eurotiomycetes; Onygenales; Onygenaceae
Molecular function (GO): S-adenosylmethionine-dependent methyltransferase activity
Source: RefSeq, a predicted model, not a curated record
AUGGCAGCUCUCACACAACCGAGCGGAGCGGAAACUGAUCACUGGUCCGCCGAGGCUUACCAUACCUCCGCGUCUUUCGUCCCCCUUUUGACCCAGAAGGUCUUGGCUUACAUUGAUCCCCAUUCAACGGAUCAGGUUCUGGAUAUUGGCUGUGGCGAUGGCAAAUUCACGGCGAAAUAUAUGGACCGAGUGAGCCAUGUGUUGGGCUUAGACGCUUCAAAGGGGAUGAUCGAAGCAGCGAAGAGCGAUUUUGGGCAGGCUAAUGCCGAAUUCAGGGUGGUUGACUGUAGAUAUUUGGAUAAAGAGUUGCAGGAAGGAAGGGUUGGAGUGGCCCAGUGGGACAAGGUGGUAUCCAACGCCGCCCUGCACUGGAUCCUAAAAGACCCAACCACCCGUGUUUCAGUGCUGAGAGCAAUAUACACGUGCCUCAAGCCAGGCGGCUUGUUCGUUUUUGAAAUGGGCGGCCACGGAAACGUCCCUGAAGUCCAUAGUGCUCUGAUAGCCGCUCUUGUCCACCAUGGCGUGUCCUUCAGUGCAGCUCGCGAGGGGAUUCCGUGGUUCUUCGCAUCGGAGCCAUGGAUGAGAGAGACACUGGAAGAGAUUGGUUUCAGAGUAGACAAGUUGGAGGUUGAGUAUCGACCCACGAAAUUAACGACGGAUGAGAAGGGCGGCAUGCAGGGCUGGUUAAGACUAAUGGGUGCUUCAGCCUUAGAAAUGCUAGAUGAAGAGAAGAGGGAAAGGGUAGUUAAGGAGGUAUGUGAGACUUUGGAAUCGGUGAUUACGAGGGAAGAUGGGAGUAAAUGGCUCGGGUAUGUAAGGUUAAGAGGAGUGGCAGUAAAAAGCGAACAGUAA